Messenger RNA from Brachypodium distachyon (stiff brome), 2094 nucleotides. RefSeq names its product myosin-binding protein 7. The record is from RefSeq and is a predicted model, not a curated record. The coding region runs from base 589 to 1644 and encodes 351 amino acids. The transcript is spliced from 3 exons. NCBI's taxonomy places the organism in Eukaryota, Viridiplantae, Streptophyta, Magnoliopsida, Poales, Poaceae.
GUAGCAAUCGGCGACACAUUCCCCUGCACGAUUUUUCCACGGUUAGUGGCGGCGCACGUUGUGCGCGACCGUGACACAGAAUCACGACCCCUGCAAGCUACUUCGCCUUUCAUCCUCUUCCCCCGCUUCAAAUCCCCCUUUGUUCUUCUUCCUAGCUCGUAAACUCCACCAAAAGAUUAAUCUAGUCAAUCCUGAGGACGCUUGUUUUACCGCGCUUUUACGGUUUCUUUCGCGCGGGGCGACGUGGAAAGCUCACCGGCGUGAUGAUGAUGCCCACCCUGUUUAUCCCUAGUUUAAUCUUAAUCUAUUGGUGUCACUUCUGUCGAUUCAAUUAUUGAAUUCUGCUUGCUGUUGCUGGUACUGCUCUGCUGUGCUGGACUGCUGGGUGCUGCUGGCCUCUUCCAGCCCAGCUCACGUCUCGCGUACGGCAGACGCCACUGCCUUUCCCCUCCCGGAAGGAGACGCGCCGUUGCUUCGCCGCCGUGCGCGCGCCCGCAGUGCGCACCGGCCGAUUCGGCCCGGGCGGCGGUGGAUUGCGAGGUUAGGGCCCGGAUCCCGCCGGGUACGUACAUACAUCUACAUGCCUCCAUGGAUCAGUUGGCCGACUCUUCUUCGACGGAGUCGCGCCGGUCGGUGAAGCGGCGGCCACCCGCGCGAUCGCCGGAGCUGUCGCCGAAGGCUUCGGGAGUGGAGGCGCCGGGGGAGCUGAUCCGGCGGGUGGCGGAGCUGGAGGCGACGGCGGCGCGGCUGCGGGGGGAGAAGGAGGCGGCCGAGGAGUCGGCGCGGGCGCUGCAGGGGGAGCUGGAGGCGGAGCGGGCCUCGGCGGACACGGCCACCAGCGAGGCCAUGCUCAUGAUCGAGCGGCUGCAGCGGGAGAAGGCCGCCGCGCAGAUGGAGGCCCGCCAGUUCCGCCGCUACGCCGAGGGCCGCGCCGACCGCGAGCGCGAGGUCCAGGACGAGCUCGCCUCGCUCUCCGACCUCGCCGCCUCCUACCACUCCCGCCUACAGUCCCACGGGAUCGACCCCGACUCCUUCUCCGACGAAGAGGAGGAGCUGUAUGAGGAAGAGCGCGAACGGGCGCAGCGGAUCGAUAUGACCGAGGCAGAGGGGAACGGCACUGAAUUUGGCAGUGGCAUGGAGGUGAAAGCCAUGGUCGAAGAGGAGGAGGAAGAGCAAUCUACCCCUGUAGAGAAAGAGUUCGAGUACACAGUGGAUGUUAAGUGUGCGAGCCCGAUGGCGGCCGUGGCGGUGGUCGGGGAAUACGUGGGAAGUGUAGCUGGCAAUGCAGGGGGUUUAUAUGCUAGGGUGGAGGCGCUGGAGGCGGACAGAGCAGACAUGCGUAGGGAGAUUGUGGCGCUGCGAGCGGAGAGAGCACAGUUGGUGAUGGCAAGGGAGAUGGCACGGCGGCUGUGCUGGGAAAUGGUUUCUGAGCAGAAAAGCAUUGUGAAGAAGGCAACUGCCCCAGCUAGGAGCUUCUCGGCGUUAGGAAUUUGCAAGUGGUUGCUCUCAGUAAUCUUCUGGAGACGAAGUUCUACUGUCAGGUAUACCUUUGGCUUGUCCACUACGUUCCUUGGCCUCCUCCUGCUGCUCGACAGAUCCUCCAUGCUAAGUCCCUGGCGACGUCUGCCUAGGCCACUGCGAUGAUGAAUACGGCCUUCCCACCCCACUGCCAAACGUCUGUAAAUGCAGAACGUUAAAUGAUUGUUUACCACUCUGUUUUGCGUGUGUGUUGCAUUCUUUGAGGAUCUCUUUCUUUUUGUUUGGCUGAGUAUAGUAUUUGAGAUGUAAGUUUUGGUUUUCAAGCUCUGAGCUUGUUGUAUAGCGUGUUAUUCAGACUCUUAGGCUUUGCUUAGCUUGUAAUCUGGAGCCAACUGACAUGCUCUGCACAGUGUACAUAACAGUGAGUUGUGGAAUCUGAUGUUUGAGUGGUUGUUGGUUUGAUGCUGGAGUGCAGGAUUGGAUUCCCUGUCUACUCUGCAAGUAAAUGCUGUGUGUUUUAGAUCGGAGUUGCCGAUUUUACUUUUAGUCUUGAGUUGUACUUGUACACUAUGUAACUCGAGUAUUCUGACUAGGAAUAGUACAGCUUUGAUGGUA